ACCAAAUCAUCUUCCUCUAUUUUCUCUGCUCUUACGAAUUUAAACCUCACACUAAAAGUUCAAAAAUACAUUUUUUGAAAAAAAUUACAUCAAUGGCCAAUCCUAGCGAAGUCUCUUCUGCACUUUGGUUAAUCGAGAAGCAUCUUCUUGACGAGCUUUCACCCGUGGCUACCGAUCCAUGGAUGAUACACCAAUCAGCAUCAGCUGAAACUAGCUCCGGUUCUGAAAUCAUUGAUCUCUCGACGCCGAGAUUCAUGGAUUUGAUUUCGACUCCAUUUGAAUUCGACAUUGACGUUUCCGUUUCCGUUUCCGGUUUUGAAUUUAAACCAAAUUAUCAAACCGGAAAUCAAUUUGAACCGGAGCUUAAAAAUCAAUCCACCUCUGACGACUCGCAAUCAAAACGAAAACCGUCACUGAAGAUCUCUGUACCAAACAAAACCGAAUUGGUUCAAUUUAAUCCGAAACCGGAAGUUACUAAACCGGUUCAACCGGAAGAGCAAAGGCAUUACCGAGGAGUGAGACAAAGACCGUGGGGGAAAUUCGCGUCUGAGAUUCGCGACCCGAACAAACGCGGAUCGCGCAUUUGGCUAGGGACGUUUGAUACCGCGAUUGAAGCGGCUAGAGCUUACGACGAAGCAGCGUUUAGACUUCGAGGAUCGAAGGCCAUUCUUAAUUUCCCACUCGAGGUUGGGAAGUGGAAGUCACGCUCCGACGCGGACGGUGAGAAGAAGAAACGGAAGAGAGACGACGAUGUGGCGGUGGUGGUAGAGAAAGUGUUGAAGACGGAAGAGAGCGUUGACGGCAAAGAGGCUUUUAACUUGACGGAGUUAUGCAAUUGGGACAACUUCCCGCUUUUGUCGCCGUUAUCCGUUAACUUGACCGUUGUUUGAGUUUUUUUUUUCUUUGUGUGCACGCUAACGUGGAAGUACACGUUUGCAUGAGCUUAACAAAAGAAAGCAGAUACGUCAAGACAUGUGUUCAUGUCUUUUGCUUAAUUUAUAUUUGUUCAUUCUUUUUCAUACUACAUUAAUACGAUGUUUUCACUCAAUGAAAUACCAAGAUUACUAGAAGAACUCAGAAUAGUUCAACGUACAAAGUUUACUAUAAUAUCAUUUAAUUUAAUGCCAUUCACAUUGAAGAGC
Molecule: messenger RNA, 1142 nt
Organism: Eruca vesicaria subsp. sativa (arugula)
Lineage: Eukaryota; Viridiplantae; Streptophyta; Magnoliopsida; Brassicales; Brassicaceae
Source: the annotation of a GenBank genome assembly